UGACAAUGUCAAAAAUUAAAUUCAAAACUCCAUGCUCCAAAACUCUUACGAAGAGUAAAAUAAAUUACUUUUUAAAAUAAAACCGAUUGUAUAAAAAAGUUGUAACUAACAUUAUAAGUUAUAAGAAUUUUUAGUAUAAAAAUCGAUAUCAAUUAUUUGCGAAUAACAUGGCUUCCCCAUCACCAAAGUCGCCCGAGCAAAGUGAAAAGAACAAACAGUAUGACCGGCAACUACGAUUGUGGGGUGAUCAUGGGCAAGCUGCUCUAGAAAAUGCCCAUAUAUGUUUGAUAAACGCCACUGCCCUUGGUACGGAAAUAUUUAAAUCGAUUGUUCUUCCUGGCAUAGGGGCUAUUACUAUCGUCGAUCACAAUAUAGUCACUGAAGAAGACAUUGGUAGCAAUUUCUUUUUGGAGUGUUCCAGCAAAGGUUUAAAUAGAGCUACCGAAAGUCUACGACUUCUGCUAGAAUUGAACCCUGCUGUGCAGGGUCAUGCUGUGCAAGAACCAACUGAACAGAUAUUGCUGGAGAACCCUGACUUUUUCAAAUCUUUUAGUGUUGUAAUAGCCACAUCUCUUGGAGAAAAAAUUAUACAAGAUUUAGCUCAACACUUGUGGGAUAUUAAUGUGCCCUUGAUAUUAUGUAGAUCUGUUGGGUUUUUGGGAUCUUUUAGGAUACAAAUAAAAGAACAUGCAAUUAUUGAAACUCACCCUGAAAAUGAGCAAAUAGGCUUAAGAUUAGAUGUGCCAUUUCCUGCUCUUGUUGAAUAUUUAGAUUCCUUUGAUAUUGAAGCUGUUGAUUUAAAAGAUCAUGGUCACAUUCCCUGGAUUGUCAUCUUAUACAAAGCUGUUCAAAAGUGGCAACUUAGAAAUCAAAAUAGAUGGCCUAUGAGUAGAAAAGAGAAAAAUGAAAUUAAAGAGAUUAUCCAGGAGUUCAUCAGAAAAGAUGAAAAUGGUAUACCUAUUGAAGAGGAGAACUUUGAGGAAGCUCUCAGAGCUGUGAAUACUGCUUUAGUUCCUACCUUUUUACCUGUAAAGAUUCAAGAACUUUUGUAUUGUAGUUCUGCUACUAAUUUAACUAAGGACAGUUUACCAUUUUGGAUAAUGUGUUCAGCAUUAAGAAAUUUCAUUGAAGCUGAAGGAAAAGGCAAGUUACCACUGAGAGGUGUGUUACCAGAUAUGACAGCUUCAACAGAUCAUUAUGUUAAACUUCAAAGUAUGUAUCGCAUGCAGGCUGCCAUGGAAGCAGAGAUAGUAUACAGGAAGGUGCAGGAAAUAGUUGCACAACUGCAUUGCGAAAGUAUUAGUGAAGCUGAAGUAAAGUUAUUUUGCAGACAUUCACAUGAUUUACAUCUUAUAAAAGGGUCUAAUAUUGCUAUGGAGUAUCAAUUAGGCAGUAAUACUGUAGCAUCUUACAUUGCCAGGUAUUUAGAAGAGCCAGAUGUGAUGAUGGUUCAUUAUAUUCUUUUAAGAGCAGCUGAAAUGUUUCGUUCUGAGCAUUGCCGAGCACCAGGAGAGUGGGAGCCGGAAGCAGAUAUAGCUAAGCUAAAAACUUGUGUUUCAAAACUGCUCACUGAUAUAUCCUGUUCACCUUUCCCUAAAGAUGACCAUAUCCAUGAGAUGUGCAGAUAUGGUGGGGCAGAGAUUCACAGUGUUUCAGCAUUUUUAGGUGGCUGCAUUGCCCAUGAGGCAAUAAAAAUAGCAACUAAGCAGUACAAUCCUGUUAAUAACACAUUUAUAUAUGAUGGGGCUUCAACUAAUACUGCCACGUUUACAUUUUAAAUGCUAAAUAAAUAUGAGUGAGCAUU
Maniola jurtina (meadow brown) is the source of this 1804-nucleotide messenger RNA. It is a transcript of the gene APP-BP1, whose product is annotated as NEDD8-activating enzyme E1 regulatory subunit. Gene Ontology annotation, cellular component: cytoplasm; nucleus. NCBI's taxonomy places the organism in Eukaryota, Metazoa, Arthropoda, Insecta, Lepidoptera, Nymphalidae. The record is from RefSeq and is a predicted model, not a curated record. The transcript has a single exon. Bases 168 to 1778 code for a protein of 536 amino acids. Gene Ontology annotation, molecular function: NEDD8 activating enzyme activity; ubiquitin activating enzyme activity. Gene Ontology annotation, biological process: DNA damage response; protein neddylation; ubiquitin-dependent protein catabolic process.